CCCGCACUAGGGAUGAUAAUUUCGACUUGACCCGUUUUACCCGACCUGUUUGGCCUAUUUUGGGCAGGUUUGACCGCCCCAUAGACGGGGUGGGGCGGGCAUGAGUACCUAUUAUCGACCCAACCUGCCCUGACCCGCCCCAUUCUCGACCUGUUCUUGCCUAAAUUACACGUAAUUUUACUCAAAUUACUUAGUAAUUUUCUUUUAUUAUAUCAUAUUUUAGUUAUAAUAAAGUUGUAAAUAAGUGAAAAUCUCAAUUUCUCCAAUAAUUUAACUACAUUUUAUCACAUUACGGUUUCUUUCUUGGUCUUUUAAUAAAAAUAACGAAUAUUUCUAAUAUUUUUCGCAUAAACUACAUACUCAUUGGAUCGACCGACCCCGACCAGUGCCUCUAAUAAAUUAACCGAUCUGUACUGACGUGCCACAGGACGAGUAUGGAUAUCGAGAUAUCCGCCCAAGACCUGCCCAUUAUCAUUCCUACCCCGCACUCGAAGCUUCCAGUACUUCCCGAAACCCCUGAGUUUUCCACUCGUCUCUCUUCUCUAGCUGUAACCCUCUACCGUUCCUAACUCCCGGAAAAUGGCGAAGCGUUUGAUUCCAGCCUUCAAUCGCAUUUUGGUCGAGAAGAUUGUCCCUCCUUCCAAGACUACCGCCGGCAUCCUGCUUCCGGAGAAAACCUCCAAGGUAAACCACCAACUUUCAUUCGCUUAACACCCCGUUCUUUCCUUCUCUUUCACUUUGUCGACUAUUCGUGUUUGCGACUGCAUUGCUUUCUUCUUGAUUGAACUUCAGCAGUUGUAGUUCCUUCCCAAUCUCUGUUGAUUCUCCUUGCUAGACGAGCUGAUUUACAUCCGGAAUAGUUUCAGCGGUGGCCGCUAUUGUCUCUUGUCUGAUCGGAUUAGACGUGGGUUGAUUACAAUAGCUGUCUAUUUUCGAGUAUCAGUUGUAAUUUGUUUAACAGAUCAAAUGGUCCACUUGAUUCGAAGCUUCAUAAUUCUGAUCCCGUGAUUAUUAAGUCGACGAACUCAUUUGUGCAUUUUAAUUUAUUCAAUGGAGCCUCGGCUACCACUAGGCACUAGUACUAUAUGGCUAUGGUGGAAUUUGGAACUCGGUGUAUCAUAAAUUUUUCGAGGAUAUACUGGCAAAUCUCGUGGCUUUGGUUUUAUGGCUCCGGUUUGAACUUGGAGUCUUUAAUGUCGCAAUUGUGGGCUGUGGCUGUGGAAAUGCUGAAUCCUUCAUGCACGUCGAUGAUUGAUGAAUCCUAUACUUACCUUGAUGCGGAAGCAAUGCUUGUUGGUCUAAUUGAUUGUGAGCUAUCUGAUUCUCUGCUUGCUGUGUGCUUGUUUCAUCAUUCUAACACUUGAUAUUUCAGCUGAACUAUGGCAAAGUAGUUGCUGUGGGUUUUGGACUUCGUGACAAGAGUGGGAAUCAGAUUCCUGUGGCGGUGAAGGAAGGAGAGACGGUUCUUUUGCCCGAGUAUGGAGGAACUGAAGUGAAGCUUGGUGAUAAGGAGUAAGUUCUAUUUUCUUUGGGAUGUGAUUAGUCUUUGAUGAAAUAACAAGUUCAUUGAAGAUGAUGGGUACUUUAACAUUUCCCCCCUUAAUCUAGUUAGUUUGCAGUUUUAAAACCAUUGACAGCUAAAUGUAUGGUAGUGUUGAAAUCAUUGCUUUAGCGAGCUAGUCUAAGAAUAAUCUCUGCUAUAUAUAGAAACAUUUCUGGGUCAUAGCUUAGUCGCAUUGCAUCAGGUUCUGGUCUCAUACAGACGCGUUGCUCCUUUGGCCAAAAUGAAAUCUGUAACUGUGGCAGCUGUUAUUCAUAUCAAUGGGGAUGGGAGCUUGAUAUCCUAUUACUUCUUCGUUUCUGUUACUUUGCCUAAGUUGAAAAAUCUAUACUUGCCUUGGCUUACAUGGUUGGCAGUUAGAUUUCUCCUCAGCUUGAGUGAACUCUCUUCUUACCUAAACGAGCUGCUGAUCAAUUGCUUUGUUUAUGACAUUGUUUAAAUUUUCAGGUAUCAUCUCUACCGGGAAGAUGAUAUCCUUGGAACUCUUCACCAAAAUUGAUACAGGAGGAGCUGUACCUCGCAUUGAUGGAGUUGGGGCUUUUCUAGUGUUGAAAACUGGAAAGUUAGAUUUUUAAGCUUGAAAGUUCUGGCAUUAGGCUUCACUCAUUGGGAAAACAUGAUUAUGAACCCUGAUGUAUUUACGCGUACUUGAGAUUGCUGAAACGUUCCACUUUUGUUCUGUCGGCUGAUGGCGGGAGGGCACGACCUUAUUUACGGUCGUGCGACCUUAGCUCUCAAUUCCAUUAGAGAACUAAGCAGCCUUCUCUCAAACUUACGAGUAAGCAAAGAAAGCAAGAACAAAGACAAAGAAGAUGG
Molecule: messenger RNA, 2377 nt
Organism: Linum trigynum
Lineage: Eukaryota; Viridiplantae; Streptophyta; Magnoliopsida; Malpighiales; Linaceae
Source: the annotation of a GenBank genome assembly